Molecule: messenger RNA, 3059 nt
Organism: Spodoptera exigua (beet armyworm)
Lineage: Eukaryota; Metazoa; Arthropoda; Insecta; Lepidoptera; Noctuidae
Source: the annotation of a GenBank genome assembly
CGCCAAUUUGUAAAAGUAGCUGUCAAAAUAGGUAAUUAGGAAUUUAUUUGGAGUAAAGUUUAAAGUUGAUUUGUUUACAGUUUACCCAUUAAAUCUUUGAAUUCUUUAUUAACAGUGAAAUAAGGUAGUGUGCAUCAGUUACAGAAAUUUACUAUGAAAAUCGAUAGCAAACCACUAAGAUAUGCUCAUGCUGAAGGGCAUACCGAUGUAUGUUAUUCUGAAGAUGGACAGCAUAUUAUAACGUGUGGAAAUGACGGUGACGUGAGGAUAUGGGUGGACAUCGAAGAUGAUGAUCCGAAUUCACAUUGUGUUGGGGAAAGUGCACUGGCAGUGUGUUACAAAGACAAGAGGCUUUAUGUUGCCACUGAUAAUCAUGUUGUUCAAGCAUACACAUACCCAGCUUUCGACAAAGAUGGAAUUGUCACUAGGUUUACAGCACCGGUCACACAAAUCAAGUCUUCAAGUAAAAUUGAGGUUUUGGGAUGCACAUCGGAGAAUAUGGAAGCGAAGCUCUGCAACUUGGAGGGUGGAGCACCUUUAUUUGUUAUGACAGAGCAUACAGGGCCAGUUCUCAGUAUAGCUAUUUGUCCCCACAUGAAGUUUGCGAGUACAGCUUGUGGAGAUGGAAAACUAAGAAUAUGGGAUAUUGACACACAGAAAAUUGUUAAAGAGGUUUCAUGUGUUCCAAAGAUCAAUACAUUUUAUGCAGCCAAAGUAUUGUGUCGUAUGGAUUUUGAGCCAACAGAAGGAAAAUAUUUAGCCUAUCCAAACAAUAGAGAGAUCAUAUUAUUAGAUUGUGAAACAUGGGGCCAAAGGAUGACUUUUACACAUAAUUUGAUAAAAUGUGCAAUAUCUCAGUGUGUAUUUUCCCCAUGCGGGCAAUAUCUGGCUGGGAGCACAGUUGCGGGACAGGUUGCAGUGUGGGAGAUUGGUUCAGGAGCAUGCAUUGACAUUACCACACAUCCAACUUCACACAAUGUCACAGCUAUGGCAUGGAACCCUAAAGGCAAUGGUGUACUAGCAUAUGUUGAUGCCAUGGGUCAACUGGGUAUGUUGGUCAACUGCUAUGGAAAAGACAGCAAUGCAGCUACAGCAGAUAAUAAUGAAGAUGUCGAAAUGAUUGAGAGGGUAGACGACAAUGACGACAUCGUAGAUGACCUAAUAGAAAAUUACGAGAGUGACGAUGACAAUGCAAUAUCUCUGCAAAAAAUUAAGAAUGAAACGUUGGGGCUUGUGGAGCAAGAUGAGUCGAGGCCGGCUUCGCGACGAAAUGCUACUCCAGCGCCAUCUACUGUACCACCUCAAGCACCUUUUCAACCCUCAUCCACCCCGGCACAUUUGGAGCAUAGAUACAUGUGUUGGAACGAUAUCGGCAUAGUUCGGUGUCACACUGCCGAGAACGGAGAAUCCACAAUAGACGUAGAGUUUCACGACACGAACUUGCAUCACGGCAUACACUUGAACAACUACCUGAACCAUACAAUGGCCAGUUUAUCUUCUACUGUGGUUGCUUUAGCCUGUGAAACACCGAGUAAGUUGGUGUGCAUAUCGCUGGUGGGUAGCAGUAAGGAAUGGAGUGCGAGCAUGCCCGACACGGAGGAGAUCCUGUGCGUGGCGGCCGCCAGCCAUGUCGUGGCCGUGGCCACUAAUGCCAGGCUACUGCGACUCUUCACUCCCAUGGGUACCCAAAGACAGGUGAUAUCUCUGGCUGGCCCAAUGGUAUGUCUGGGAGCUUUCAACACAGCAGUACUAGCAGUGUACCAUAGCACAGACCCAGGUCCCUCAGACCAGCAUCUAGCCAUGGACAUUGUCGCCUUGAAUGGUCGCCAGGUUCGAAGUAAAACAGUACCUGUGCCGUUAACGCCAGCGUCUAAACUCGCGUGGCUUGGCACUAGCGAUGUUGGAUCACCUUGUGCGUACGAUAAUACAGGAAUGUUGCGAAUGUAUGAUGUCAGUAGUGGUGUGUGGAUGCCACUAUGUGAUACCAACAUGCAUGCUAGAGGAGCUUCUGACUCCUGGUUCAUUGUUUCUGUAAGUGAAGCGACACAAAAAGUACGUGCAAUACUUUGUAGAGGAGCAUCGUUUCCAGCUACUGCACCCAAACCUAUCAUAGCAGAACUAGCCAUACAGAUACCUCUUUGUGAAAUGGACACAGAAAAAAGUCAAUAUGAAGAACAGCUCGUCCGAUGGGCACAUACAACUUCCGAUGUUGACGUAAAAACUGCACGAGAGACUGCACUUAAACUGUUUGCACUCGCGUGUCGCAGCGAGAUCGAGCAACGCGCAUUAGAACUGAUGGAGUUGCUAAAAGACGACCGACUGCUGCCUUUAGCUGCAAAAUACGCUUCCCGACUUGGCCGAGUGCACUUGGCGGAUAAGUUGGGCAACUUGGCAGAAACUUGGGAGAAGGAGGCAGACAAACUGAAUGUUGCCCAAACCUCGCACUUCCAGGAGUUGGAUACACAAGAGACUUAUGACGUCACAAAUACUGAACAGGAUUUGAACGCCAGUCUAAUUAUACCACAGAAAGUUAAAGAGAAGAAAGUUGACGCUGAUACUUCACUAAGACCAGUUCCCAUAAAAUCGUCGCCCGGUAGAGCAAGAAAUAUUUUCAAAAAGAAGUCUACGAACUCAAGUGUCGCUCAAAGUCCCCUCAGUCUAACGGAAAGGACUUUAGUGGAAGUUCACAAACCGACUGAAAAUUCUGAAAACGAUGACCCUUCAGCGCCAUUGGAAGGGGAAACUUUCGUAGAUUGGUUUACAAGAAACAAAUCUAUUCUGGAAAGACAAAACCCAGAAUUAGGUCCGUCAGAGUUAACUCGGCAGGGUAUCAAAAUCUUCAAAGCUGUCCAGGGAAAAGGGGCCAAUAAUACGGAGAAUGGACCAAAAAGAAAAUUAGAUGAAGAUACGAAUAAUUCCGAAACUCACAUUGUCAACGCUCCUAAACAAUCGAAACUUAGUGCCUUUGCAUUUCAAAAGAAAUCAUAAUUAGUAAUGUUUUAAUCAUGUAAGUAACGUAGUUUUAUAAUUUUAGUAAUAAAUAUUUUAUUUAUGAGCAA